AUGGCCGAAGCCAAGAUUCAGCCGGAUUCCGAGCUGCGGGCUAAUAUGACCAAGGGUACAGCCCCGCGCGAGCUACCCUGGUAUAAAACAGAUUUCGAGCAGGUGCCUGAGCCUUCCAAGACAAUUUUGGAGAAGUAUAGUAAGAUUUCACCGGAUCAGGUUCUACAGCAUGUGAAAGACGUCUUUCCCUACCCUUGCAUUGGUGAAUUCCGAUUUCUGGAUAUGAGUAUAUCCAAUUCACGAGUCUACCCCGAAGUUUUGGAGCGAUUGAAAUCAGGCCAGAAAUUGCUUGAUGUAGGAUGUGCUGUUGGUCAGGAAUUGCGGAACAUGGUGUACAAUGGUAUCCCAUCAGAAAAUCUCUACGCCUCUGACCUCCACCAAAGCUUCUUUGACAUAGGCUAUGACCUUUUCCAAGAUCGGGAAACUCUCAAAUCCACAUUCAUUGCGUCGGACAUCUUUGAUGAUGACUCUGCUCUCGUGAAAGACCUUUGUGGUAAAAUGGAUAUCGUCAAUGCGUCCUCGUUCUUCCACCUGUUCUCCUGGGACCAGCAGGUUGUCAUUGCCAAGCGUAUUAUUAGCCUUCUUCAUGCACAGCCUGGUUCUCUUAUUAUUGGGCGUCAAACUGGAUGUCUUGAUCCUAUUUCGCCGCUUGCUAAGGAAAAUUUGCCGAAACCUUAUCGGCAUAAUGUGGAGACGUGGAAGAUGCUUUGGGAGCAGGUGCAGGCGGAAACAGAGACGCAGUGGGAGGUUGGUGGGUGGUUAGAGGAAUGGGGUGGGGCUAGUAGUUGGAUGAAGGAUUACCAUGGAGAUAAGGGGACUUGUAGGAUUUGGUUUGUUGUGAGGAGGGUCUAG
Penicillium odoratum is the source of this 852-nucleotide messenger RNA. RefSeq lists its product as uncharacterized. Bases 1 to 852 code for a protein of 283 amino acids. The record is from RefSeq and is a predicted model, not a curated record. Lineage: Eukaryota; Fungi; Ascomycota; Eurotiomycetes; Eurotiales; Aspergillaceae. The transcript has 3 exons.